UUCGCGGCCGCCGCCGAGUUUCUCUUGAGUGAAUUCCGACUCGAAGCCUCCUCUAGGUCACGUAUAAAACGGAGCCCGAUGGAGGAGGAGCCGCAGUUGCGACCAGGAGCCUGGAGUGAGAGAGAUGCGUCUGUUACUGUUGUUGGCCGCUGUGGUGGGGCUGGCGCUGGCGGAGGAGCCCCUGGAACAUCCGGUAGCAGGGGAAGAUGGCAUGGCGGAGGUAGAAGUUGAGGUUGAUGAUGAUGGAAGGUUCGAUGCGGCCAGACUGCUGCGGGAUCUUUUCAAUAAUGAAGACGAUGAAGCAGCACUGGCAACUAUGGACGGCGAUGCAGAAGCAGAAGGCCGAAGCAAGGACGAGACAGGGGCGGGGCAGGAGGACCUCUCUCGCUACAACAACUUUGUCGACACGAUGUUCAGGCGCAUGAACUCUCAAGCGCGCACACGCAACGACCCCAUGAGCAUCAGCCUCAACAGCAAGAAGAAGCCAAGCGGGAAGACUGGCAAGAAGGGGAACAAGAACAAGGGCAAGACUGGCGGUGACAAGAAGGGCAAGGGGAAGAAGGGAGCAAAGAAGGGACCAAAGGGAGACAAGAAGGGAGACAAGACGAAAAGGAAGAACACCCGCCACCCUAAGGACCUGAGUGUGGAUGUGGCUGUCGGGGUGGAAGAGGAGGAGGAGGAGGAACAAGUGGCGACAAUGCCGGAGGCCGGGCAUGUGGAGGCAAGGCAGAAGAGAGAGGUGGAGGAGGAACAAGAACAGGAGCAAGUAGAUGAGGCUGACUCUGCACGUGAGGCGCGAGACAUGGACCUUGCCGAGGCAGCAAAGGAAACUGUGGAGACCUCGCGUAAGAACAGACCCGCUGGCAGCCCCAAAGCCAAGAAGGGCCCGAAGAAGGGCAAGGGCAAGGGCAAGAGCAAGGGCAAGAAGGGCAACAAGAAGAACAGCAAGAAACAAAAGAAGACCAAGGGUGGAAAGAGGAGGACCAAGAAGUCCAUCCCUAAAGUCCGCACGAGCCGCGCUAACGUGGUGGGCAUCGCUACCCUGCGCCGCGUGGGAGACGUCAAGGUGAUCAACAGGAAGGACGCUAAGGAAAUAAGGUCUCAGUUUGCCCUAGGACCAGUUGGCCUCUCCGUGGAAAGGAAGUUCGGAUACGGCAGGGAUGCAGUGAGCAGGACAGCACGAGCUACUUCCCCUGAGCUGAGAGGCAAAAUGAGCAUCCUGGUAUCAGCUGACGGCAGGGCUAGAGUAUCUAACUUCCACAUUGCCAAGCCAAGUAUUGUGCGGGUGGAGGGUUCGCUGCACAAGGAGGUGAAGACUGGCGCUGACAACAACUUCAUGGAGAACUCUCUGAACCGCAUCACGCCCUUCGCCAGCAAGAGGCUCAUGGCUUCAGCGAGGUCCAUCCUUGCCACCACCACCAACAGGACCUCUUAAGUCUUCACCUCAACCCAACACACCCUUAGCAGGACUCAAUAUAAGUGCCUUGUCCUCCUCCUCCAGUAAUGAGACAAUUUUUUUUUUUAUUCCCAGGGGCUUCAAAAUCUAUAAAAAAAAAGUAUAAAGAUGUUCCUGUCAAGCUUUCACAGGACUCGGACACUGCUUUAUCCCUUAUCACGAAUGGAGACUUCUAAUUUUAUUCCCAGAGGCUUCAGAAUCUAUAAAAAUAACAAAAAAAGUCUGGUAAAUUUUUGUAGGAUUCACAGACUGCCUUAUCCCUUAUAAAAAUGAAGUAAAUCUGUUCACGUCAGUCCGAGAAGAUUCAGGAUCUACAGUAACGUGCCUGGUAGACUCAUACCUUUCUUGUCAUCUAAGUUUUGUCAUAUACACGUAAUGAGUCAAUAUUUUCACUCCCAGAAGGUUCAGAAUCUAUAAAAAGCAACGAAAUUCCCUUCCUCACGUGUCUGAAUCUACUAUCAUGCCCCAAGAUCUCUCUCAAUCUCUGAAGCCCCUUAGUAUUCUCCCUCCCCCAAGAUUUCAAUCCCCAGCAGGCAAUGUGUCCCCCGUGCCUUAUCUCGUCUGAUCCUCCCAGGCCUUCCACCUCCUCAGAGACCUGGGAGCCAAUGUUUGCUUAGCCUUCUCCCCACUUAUUCCCCGCGUAAAAUGUUCCUUCAAGAGGUUUACGUGGGAGUUGUUUGUGUUUUCCGGCUAUUUUGUUAUGCUUUUAAGGUUAAUUAUUCUCUUACAUGUCCUCUCAGGUUAGUCCUUAUGGUUCUUCACGUGUAUCAUGGUUGCCUUUCAUCUUCCUACUGACUUCAAGACUCCUUGUUGUUCUCUCGUUUUCUAAGUUACCGAUGUCAUCCGGGGCCCUUCCCUCUCUUCCUCGCCCUCUCACGGUGAAGUCAACUAAGAUCACGGAACUAAAUUUCAUCUUCAGAAUCUCCCAUUAAAAAAAAAAAAAAAAAAAAUCCUUUGCGUGUUGGAGUGGAACUUGAAUAUCGUUGAAGGAAUGAAAACGAGAGCAUCAAAAAAGGUUAUUUUCCACACGUUAAAGGAAAAUAAUAUCUUCAAAUCCACUCGAGCAAUCAAAAAUUGUCAAUUAUUGAUUGUUAAAAUGAAGAGAAAGCUAAAAAGGCGAAGAAACGUAAAGAGAGUUUUAUAAGUACUAAAAUUUACAAAGAUAAAAAAUAUCCCUUUCUUCAAUAUACAAAAGACAUAUCGCCAAAAAAAUAAAGAAAAGAAAUCAGCCUUGUUAACGCGCCAAAUUUUACGUUAGCCGCUUAGGGAACUAAAAAUCCAGUCAACUUUUCUUUUCCUUUUUUUUUUUUUUUUUUUUUUCGUGAAGGCGUCAGUGUGGAGUGGCAGUGUAGACCUAGGUCCUUUGCUCCUUCUGGUCCCAGCCUCCCUCGUUCACCGCACCGCCGCCUGAGGUACCAACAUCCUCACGCCCUCAGAUUUGCAGUGCUCUCCUGAUCCACCUACCACGUUUUUCACCCAAACUAGCACUGCUGGUCUUCGAGGCGGCGGCUUGAACCAUAAAUCACUCAUACCCAAUUACAUAAACGUUUUGUACAUACGAGAACCAAAGUAUAGGCCUGGUUUUAAAUUCGCUCAUGCCAUUCCACUUCGCUUCAUGAUGCUCUCGCCUCCUCAAGGAUACAAAAUUACAAAAAACUUUAAAAAAUUAAUGAAAACUGAACAAAAAUUAAUCCCAACUAUAAAAUAUUAUAAAAUAUGACAAAAAUUGAUUGAUCCAAGGUGCACACGGCCUCAGAAGUGCACGUCUGAGACCCACGCGCCGCAGCAGACGACCACGGCGAGUCAAACCGACCAGAGUUAACGGACACGCGGUGACUCAGCCCUCCAAACCCUCCCCCCUCCCGCCCCGCCCCUUCCCGGGUGAGGGAGGGGGGUUCUCGGAGUGGGGGGUGAGGGAGGGGGGGGCGGGGCCACAUACGGAUUUAGGAAGCCACGGUCAGCCAUCUUUUUAUUGCUUAACAUCACCAAGACAGAACGAUACAAGGUCUCUUGCCCCACAGUGACAGCCCAGUUUGUUAUGUUACCAUUGUUGUUAUUGUUUGUUUUUGUUGUUUUAUUUAUUUUAUUUAUUUUUUCUUUUCGUUUUAUGUAUGUGUAUUAUUACUAGUUAAGGUUAUUUAAUUUAUUGUGUACUUUAUUAAUAAACACUUUAGGAUAAGAUAA
Molecule: messenger RNA, 3640 nt
Organism: Scylla paramamosain (green mud crab)
Lineage: Eukaryota; Metazoa; Arthropoda; Malacostraca; Decapoda; Portunidae
Product: cylicin-2-like
Exons: 10
Coding region: 125-1435 (436 amino acids)
Source: RefSeq, a predicted model, not a curated record